Rhincodon typus (whale shark) is the source of this 1139-nucleotide messenger RNA. It is a transcript of the gene kcnk13a, whose product is annotated as potassium channel, subfamily K, member 13a. Gene Ontology annotation, biological process: stabilization of membrane potential; potassium ion transmembrane transport. Gene Ontology annotation, cellular component: membrane. The record is from RefSeq and is a predicted model, not a curated record. NCBI's taxonomy places the organism in Eukaryota, Metazoa, Chordata, Chondrichthyes, Orectolobiformes, Rhincodontidae. The transcript is spliced from 2 exons. The coding region runs from base 89 to 997 and encodes 302 amino acids. Gene Ontology annotation, molecular function: potassium ion leak channel activity.
UGCCCACCGUGUGGCAUGACCUUGGGACCAAUUGCAAUGUGCUAACCCAGGAGAACGCAGACCCUACAAAAUCAACUGGUGAACGAUAAUGGAGGGUUUUGGGAUGACCACACCGGCCACGGUCAGCGGGAAGGUUUUCCUGAUUUUCUACGGCCUGGUGGGCUGUGCUGCCACCAUCUUGUUCUUCAACCUGUUCCUGGAGCGGCUGAUCACCGUGUUGGCCUACAUCCUGAAGAGCUGCCACGAGAGACAGCUGAGGCGGAGCGGAAUGCUACCCCAAGAGAACUGCCUUGAGCCGGGCACUGCCGCCGAGGUGGACAGCUUGGCAGGCUGGAAACCCUCCGUCUACUAUGUCAUGUUGAUCCUAGGCCUGGCUGCCAUUGCCAUCUCUUGCUGUGCCUCUGCUAUGUACACCCCAGUGGAAGGUUGGAGCUACCUGGACUCCAUCUACUUCUGCUUUGUAGCUUUCAGUACCAUCGGCUUUGGGGACCUGGUCAGCAGCCAGAACAUGAGGUACGACUACCAAGGGUUCUACCGUUUUGGCAACUUCCUGUUCAUCCUGAUGGGGGUGUGUUGUAUCUAUUCCCUGUUUAAUGUCAUCUCCAUCGUCAUCAAGCAGUUUCUCAACUGGAGCCUGAGGAGGCUGGAGUGCCAAUGCUGCGUCCGGUGCCAGAGGAAGUUCCUCAGGCCCGGGAGGAACGCCGUGGCUCCCUGGCUCACCAGGAGGAAGAUCUCCAUCGAGACGGACGCCUUCAACGAGAGCGAGGCGGCGGAUGGGCGGCGGCUGUCUGGGGAAAUGAUCUCCAUGAAGGACCUCCUGGCCUCUAACAAGGUCUCUUUGGCCAUCAUGCAGAAGCAGCUGAUGGAGACGGCGAACGGUUACCCCAGGGUGAGUGGGCACCCCCACCACCAACCCCGGCAAAACGGCUUCUCCGAGGGGGUGGGCGCCCUCGCCAUUAUGAACAACCGCCUGGCAGAAACCAGCGUGGACAGAUAGAGGGACAGCUGGGAGCAACGCCCCCCCCCACACCGACUCCCCCAUACUCCACAUCAAUAUCACUCCAAAAGCCACAGCCUUAAAGACUGUCUAGCCUUUUUUUUAUUUAACAAAAAAGAAAAAUAAAUUAAAUAUUUCUGGA